AGCCAACCCCCUUGAUAUACACAAAUUCAGACACACAUACAAACAUACGGUCUUAUCAGAAAUGUCCUGCGCUUCAACUUUUGGCCCGGGCAUUCACAUUCGCUUUGCAGCCGUUCGCGUGCUCGGUACGAAAGACGCGCUUCUACCUACUCGGAAGGAUCACCGCGGUAACCGGGGUGGUCGAUUAAAACUCGAUACUUAAAUGCAGUGUUUAACUAUUUCAAAAAAUCAAUGGUGAAUGUGCAAUUGGGAAUUGUUUUUACACAGAGUAAAAUACAAAAUUUUAAGUCUGUGAGAAAAUUUGAAUACACACAAGUAGAUAUAUAUUGAAAAAUCUAGUCAAGUGCUUAAAGCCAAACAAAUUAUUGGAUAACAUCAAAUGUGAAUCAAGAAAAUCACAAGUCAAUCAUAUUACGAACACGUGUUGGCACUUGCUUUCUAUACCACCAAUUGCUCCUCGUCUGACACGUGCUGGGCACGCGUCCUCUAUUAACCAGCAAUUAUGUUUUCCAUGGAUAAUUUUGACUUGGAGGCUACUAUGGCCCGUCAUUUUUUCGAGGGAUCACAGGCCACAAAUGGUUCCACCUCUAGUUCGGAAUACUUCUUUGGUGAUGAACACAGCUCGGAGAGCGAUGAAGACGAAGAUGAUGCAUAUAGCAGUGGAUUUAACAGUGAUCAGGAAAAUACUGAAAAGACGCGUCGUAGUCACAAGCCCCGUCGUUUGAAAUGUGCCUCACAGAUGGCACAGCAGCGGCAGGCGGCCAAUCUUCGGGAACGUCGUCGGAUGCAGAGUAUCAAUGAAGCCUUUGAAGGACUUCGAACUCAUAUUCCAACUUUACCCUAUGAAAAGCGUUUAAGCAAGGUCGACACACUCAAAUUGGCCAUCAGUUAUAUAACAUUUCUCAGUGAAAUGGUAAAGAAGGAUAAAAAUGGUAAUGAACCAGGACUCAGCUUGCAGCGUAACUAUCAAAAGGAACCGCCCAAGAAAAUUAUACUAAAGGAUCGCACCGGCGGCGUUUCGCAUUCUUUAUCCUGGUAUCGCAAGGGUGAUCGGUAUCCUGGCAGCAAACUCUAUGCACGCACCUGGACACCGGAGGAUCCUCGUUUACCAAUUGGCAGUCAGCCUCUAUAUAAUAAUAGCAAUUUGAAUCAUAAUCAAAAUAGUAAUCAAGGCAGUGACGAUUUCAAUGGAAGUAAUGAUAUCUCUGAGGCUGGAUCGGCUGCUGGAGCUGCUGCCAUGUAUUAAGGAAAAUAUAUAUAAUCGAGCAAGUCGAAUGAAACUAGUCAACGGCAACAUUCUAGUGGCAUCUCUCUAACUUAUAUAUAUACAUACUUAGUAGUAUAAUCAAAUU
This is a messenger RNA of Drosophila willistoni, 1352 nucleotides long. It is a transcript of the gene Fer1, whose product is annotated as pancreas transcription factor 1 subunit alpha. The record is from RefSeq and is a predicted model, not a curated record. Gene Ontology annotation, biological process: regulation of transcription by RNA polymerase II; developmental process. Lineage: Eukaryota; Metazoa; Arthropoda; Insecta; Diptera; Drosophilidae. Bases 503 to 1246 code for a protein of 247 amino acids. The transcript is spliced from 5 exons. Gene Ontology annotation, molecular function: protein dimerization activity; DNA-binding transcription factor activity, RNA polymerase II-specific; RNA polymerase II transcription regulatory region sequence-specific DNA binding.